GGUAGAAGUAAAAGUCGAUAAGUUGACUUGCAAAGUCGGUACUGAGGACCAUCUGAGGACUGAGGGCUGCAGUUCGGAUUCCGCCUAAACAAAGUGGAUUCCGUCCAGAUGGCGGCAAAAUUUAUUAUUUUAUGGCGGGAAAAAGGAAAACACAACCUAAAAAAAUAGUUGAAACAAAGUUGAAAGUUCUGAAAGUUGAAGUGCCGUAAAGUGUUUUUUUCCUUUGACAACAAAUAAUUUUGGGUUUUAAAUAGUAAUUUAAACUAAAAUGCCGUCUCCUGUUGGAAAUCGUACGCCACGCCGGGAAGGAUCUCGAACUCCUAGGCGCCAACCAGAGACACCUUCUCGUGAUGGAGCUCAAACACCAGCAAGACCAGGUUCUAGAACCCCUCGCCGGAGACAAUCUGCAGCAGGAGAGGAAAUUCCAGAAACUCCUUCAAAAACACCGAGGAAAAAUACUCCAGCUAAAAGUGUGGUUUCAUCAAUUGAUACACCUCUUAGGCCUGGCGUACCAAGACACGGCCUUAUAGGAAAUCAGGAAAUUCCAGCAUCUCCUGCGCCUAGUUUGGCCCCCACAAGUCCCGGAACUGGUUUCGCGAUGAGUGAAAUUGAUUUAAGCUCUCCAUUAAACUAUGGUACGCCAAGUUCUCUAGGCUCCAUAAGAACACCUCGAUCUGGAAUCAGGGGUACUCCAAUUAGAAUGCGACCAGACGUUCGGUCUGAUAAAAGGAUGCGACAAGUUAAUGUUGGUGGUGAUAUACCACUUGAUGCCAUACAGGAAGUUAGCGAAACGGAUUCUACAGCUCCUCAUUUAGUUAUUUGGGGUACUAAUGUAUCAGUUUCUCAAUGCAAGGAAAAAUUUAAACAGUUUAUUUUGCGAUUUAUUGAUACAAGUGCCGAAGAUGAUGAAAGGACUGAUGAUAUGAAUGUUAAUGAACCUCUGUAUUUACAGAAAUUAGAAGAAAUACAUACCUUGGAUGAACCUUUUUUGAAUGUUAAUUGUGUCCAUAUAGAAAGAUAUGACAAAAAUUUGUACCGACAAUUAGUCUGCUAUCCACAAGAAGUGAUUCCUGUUUUUGACAUGACUGUGAAUGAAAUGUUUUAUGAUCGGUAUCCUGCUGCUGUUUUGGAGCACCAGAUCCAGGUCAGACCAUUCAAUGCUGAAAAGACAAAAAAUAUGCGUUCUCUCAACCCAGAAGAUAUAGAUCAGUUGAUUACUAUUUCCGGUAUGGUGAUCAGGACUUCCAAUAUCAUGCCUGAGAUGCGAGAAGGUUUUUUCAAGUGCAUUGUCUGUCAGUUUACAACGACUGUUGAAAUUGAUAGAGGUCGCAUUACUGAGCCAACUUUGUGCUCUAGUUGUAACACCAAUCAUUGCUUUACGCUGGUUCACAACAGAUCCCAAUUUACUGAUAAACAAAUGAUUAAAUUACAAGAAUGUCCAGAUGAUAUGCCUGCAGGUCAGACACCUCACACAGUCGUACUCUUUGCCCAUAAUGAUUUAGUGGAUGCAGUUCAACCUGGUGAUAGAGUUACUGUUACAGGAAUUUAUAGAGCCCAAGCAAUACAAGUAAACCCUAGGAUGAGAAAUUUAAGAUCGGUUUAUAAAACUCACAUAGAUGUACUUCAUUAUAGAAAAAUUGAUCAUAAGAGAUUGUACGAAGAAGAAGAUGGCAAAGGACAUCGUUUCCCCCCUGAGCGUAUUGAACUUCUGAAUAUCUUAGCUCAGAAGCCAGAUAUUUAUGAUAGGUUGGCUAGAGCUAUUGCUCCAUCGAUUUACGAAAACGAAGAUGUUAAGAAGGGUAUUUUACUUCAACUUUUCGGCGGUACCAAGAAAACCUUCACUACAUCAGGCAGGACAAACUUCAGGUCAGAAGUUAACAUUCUACUAUGCGGCGAUCCGGGUACAUCUAAAUCCCAGUUGCUUCAAUAUGUCUACAAUUUGGUACCUAGAAGCCAAUACACAUCGGGUAAAGGAUCGUCAGCUGUAGGUUUGACAGCUUAUAUAACAAAGGACCCAGAAACAAGACAAUUAGUGCUGCAAACUGGUGCUUUGGUACUGGCUGAUAAUGGCAUUUGUUGUAUAGAUGAGUUCGACAAGAUGAAUGACUCUACAAGAAGUGUUCUACACGAAGUAAUGGAACAACAGACCUUAAGUAUUGCAAAAGCUGGCAUAAUUUGUCAGUUGAACGCCAGAACAUCUAUUUUGGCCGCGGCCAAUCCGAGCGAGUCGCAAUGGAACAAUAAAAAAACCAUCAUAGAAAAUGUCCAGUUGCCCCACACCCUGCUGUCUAGAUUUGAUUUGAUAUUCUUGCUUUUGGACCCACAAAACGAAGUUUUUGAUAGAAGACUAGCAGAACAUCUGGUUUCAUUAUAUUACAAAACUAGAACUGAAGAGGACGAUGAAAUUUUGAAUAUGUCCAUUUUGAGAGACUACAUUUCUUAUGCUAAAGAACACAUCCAUCCCAAACUGAGUGAAGAAGCCUCCCAGCGCCUGAUCAAAGCUUACGUCGAUAUGCGCAAAGUGGGAUCAGGAAGAGGUCAGAUAUCUGCCUACCCUCGCCAGCUUGAAUCGUUGAUAAGGUUGUCAGAAGCUCACGCUAAAGUGAGAUUUAGUCAAACUGUCGAAAUUGACGAUGUAGAAGAAGCUUACAGGUUACACAGAGAAGCCCUAAAACAGUCCGCCACAGAUCCACUGUCUGGCAAAAUUGAUGUUGGUAUUUUAGCCACCGGUCUCAGCAGUGCUGCUCGCAAGCGGCGCUUAGAGCUAUGCCAGAGCCUCAAGAAAGUGAUAGAAACCAAGGGCAAAGUGCCUACUAUCAAUUACCAGAAGCUAUUUGAAGAGUUGAAAAAUCAGUCACAAUUGAUGGUGACAAGAGAACAGUAUGAAGAUGCCCUCAAGGAUUUGCAAGAUGAUGGUUACAUAGUUGUAAUGGGCAAGACGUCUAUUAGAGUGUGUCAUAAUAGAGACUAAAGCUUUGUGUUACCCUAUUACUACCAAGUGUGCGUUUACAUGCAUCCGUCAUGUGUCACCCAUUGAUGUUUUUAGGUACAUAAUUUUACUGGUUUAUUUCAAAAACGAUAUUUUAUACCUCAACCUGAUUGGAGUGACGGAACGACGCAAAACCUUAGAUUUUAUGAACUUCGUAGAUAUGUAAAUUCUUACGCAUUUCUUUUUUAAAAAUAAUUAUUAAAUUAUUAAUAAUAAUACACAGACUGUAGAGGUCAAGUUUGAUUAAUUAAAAAAUCAGUUGUUUGUGUAUCCUUUAAAACUUUUCAACAAUAAAAUGUUUCUUUUUUA
Molecule: messenger RNA, 3298 nt
Organism: Sitophilus oryzae (rice weevil)
Lineage: Eukaryota; Metazoa; Arthropoda; Insecta; Coleoptera; Curculionidae
Gene: dpa
Product: DNA replication licensing factor MCM4
Exons: 2
Coding region: 269-2971 (900 amino acids)
Biological process (GO): DNA strand elongation involved in DNA replication; double-strand break repair via break-induced replication; DNA replication
Cellular component (GO): nucleus; MCM complex
Molecular function (GO): single-stranded DNA helicase activity; ATP binding; single-stranded DNA binding
Source: RefSeq, a predicted model, not a curated record